Sorghum bicolor (sorghum) is the source of this 2420-nucleotide messenger RNA. RefSeq lists its product as uncharacterized. NCBI's taxonomy places the organism in Eukaryota, Viridiplantae, Streptophyta, Magnoliopsida, Poales, Poaceae. The record is from RefSeq and is a predicted model, not a curated record. Bases 123 to 2351 code for a protein of 742 amino acids. The transcript has a single exon.
CAGCAAUACCACCAAGUCACCAACCAAGCACACAGACAGCGUGUGCAUUGUGCUUCUCGUAGGUAUCGGCGGCGGUGAGGUGAAAGGUGUACGUUUCAACCCUCCGAUCGAUCGAUAUAUCCAUGUCGUCGCAGCAGGACAGCAACUGCUGGGAUGUCCAGGUGGCCGUGCUGCUGAGCUUCCUCCUCCAGGUCCUCCUCGUCUUCCUCGGCCCCACGCGGCGGCGGUCCUCCGCCAUAUGGUCCCGCCUUACCCUAUGGUCCUGCUACCUCCUCGCCGAUUCCGUCGCCGUCCUCGCCCUUGGCCUCAUCCUCUACAACAUAACCGACGGCGCCGGCAUGACGCUGGCGGCGUUCUGGACGCCGUUCCUGCUGCUACACCUAGGUGGCCCGGACACCAUCACCGCCUACUCCCUCGAGGACAACGAGCUCUGGCCCCGCCACCUCCUCGGCUUCCUCUUCGAGCUCUUCGCCGCCGCCGUCAUCUUUUUCUGCUCCCUGCAGGCCGCAGCCGGCAUCCCCGCCAUGACGAUCCACGCCACCGUCCUCAUGUUCGUCGUCGGCAUCAUCAAGUACGCGGAGCGCAUCUACUGCCUCUACUCCGGCAGCAUCUACGGCUUCCGCAACAAGAUGCUUGGCCGCCCUGAACCUGGGCCCAACUACGCCAAGCUCAUGACCGAGUUCGACUCCAGGGAGAAGGCCGGCCUGGCCGUCCAGAUCGACAUAGCCAGCGGCGGUGAGGCCGCCGAGAUGGAGAAUCAGGAGACGACGACGCGACUGGAGAAGAGCGUGGAGGCUCGCGCCUACGCCUUCUUCCUCAUCUUCCGGCGGCUCUUCGUCAACGCCGUCAUCCUCAGCUUCAAGGAGCGGCGACUCAGCCAGGCUUUCUUCCUCAACCGCCAAAACCUCAAGCCCAGCGAGGCGUUCGAGGUGAUCGAGGUGGAGCUCAGCUUCAUCUACGACAUGGUGUACACCAAGGCGCCCGUCGCCUACAGCACGCGCGGCUGGGUGCUCCGCUCCGUCUGCUCCGCCUGCCUCGUCUCCGCGCUGCUCGUCUUCUUCUUCCUCGACAAGCCGGCGCACCACAUCCAGCCCGUCGACGUCGGCAUCACCUACGCGCUGCUGCUGGGCGGGCUGGCGCUCGACGCGGCGGCGCUGCUCAUGAUCUUCUUCUCCGACCGCGCCAAGGUGUACUUGGAGGCUUCCCGUUCCCGGCGGCUGCACUGGCUGGCGUGGCUGCGGCGGGUCACCAAGCGGUGGCAGACGCCGCGCUGGUCGGGGAACACCUCGCAGCUGAACCUCAUCGGCUACUGCCUCGGCAAGCCGGGAAAUUACAGUAGCAAAGGUGGACGACGGCGGCGGUGGCUCCACAAGGCCGCCGAGAAGCUGCACGUCGACGAGAUCGUGGACGACUUCGUCUUCAUCCGCCGCGUGCCGCUACGCCGCAAGCAGCAGGAGGAGUCCCCUCUGCUCAAGUUCAUCUUCGACGGCCUCAAGACAGUGGCCGAGAAUCUGAAAGGGAAGCAGGAGGACACCAUGGAGAUGUGCAACUGUCGUGGCAAGCGUGUCAUCCAGCGCCAUGCCAUGGAGAUCAAGAAGGCCAUCAAUGGGAACAACGAGGUCGUUGAGGACAAGUUCAAGGUGAUCAUGGACAGCGUGGUGCAGAGUGACUUCGACGAGUCCGUGCUGCUCUGGCACAUCGCCACCGACCUGUGCCGCUACGGCGGUGCCAACGACGUCAUCGUGCCAGCGGCGGCGGCGGGCGGCGGCGCAGCAGGCGGAGAAACAACCAUGUCCGUGCGGCCUGUGGGAACUAGUCUAAGCCAGAAGACCAUGGAGAUGCAGGCCAUCGGCGAGACUCUGUCGGAGUACAUGCUGUACCUGCUGGUGAAGCAGCCGGACACGGUGGCGGCGACGGCGACGGCGGGCAUCGGCCUGCUCCGCUACCGGGACACGUGCGAGGAAGCGCGGCGGUUCUUCGGAUCCAUGGAGGCGUGGAUCGACGGCCACGACGACGCGCGCAGGAUGCUGCUGGGCGUGAACACGACGGAGAAGCCAGCGGUGGUGAAGGGCGACCGGAGCAAGUCGGCGCUGUUCGACGGGGUCAUCCUGGCGAAGGUGCUCCGGGAGCUGGACGAGGAGCUCAUGUGGGACGUCAUCACGGGGGUAUGGGGUGAGAUGCUGACGUACGCGGCGGGCAAGUGCCCGGGGAGCAUGCACGUCCGGCAGCUCAGCGGCGGCGGCGAGCUCAUCACGCUCGUCUGGUUGCUCAUGGCGCACAUGGGGCUCGGCGACAUGUACCAGAUCCAGCAAGGGGACGCCAAAGCCAAGCUCAUCGUCAAAGACCAGUAGUACGUACUACGUAGGAAUGAAGCAGCUCGCUCUCAUCAUCUAUAUAUGCAUGCAUGUUCAUUCCAUUAA